AUGAUGUCAGCUGGUUUCCAAUGGGGAGUCAAUAACAACAGCAGCAGCACUAACAACACCAAUAAUCAGAAACAUAUUAGCAAUAAUCAGACUCAGUCUUUGUCAAGCCAGAGUUAUCAUCAUACGCCACGGACAAUUUCACAGUCUAGCCUAUCAUCGCAACAUGCAUCGAAAAAGAGGAAAAGAAUAGACGAUGGCGAGGUUGACGCUGAAGACAAAGAAUAUAGAGAUGGUGAAGAAACCACAUUAACAGCAACAGCAACAGCAACAGCAAGGCCUGGCAAAUCAUUUACGCUUCAAGAUAAAUUACAUAACCAUCGCAAACAAUUCAAUUUCACCUCGUCUUCAUCUAAAAACAACACCAACAGUACAUGUAAGUUUGCAACUUCAUCGUCAUCAUCCACCUCGAAACACAAGAGAAGUAAAACGCCUCGAAUCAUUGGUCAGCCAUUACCACCAACACGAAUCAUUGAAACAUUAGACAAACCCGAGCUAACCAAGCUAAUCUACUCUCUAAUGGACAUCCACCCCGAACUCAACAAGACCAUAACCAAAAUAUCCCAACCACCCUCUAUAUCCAACAUCCUCGCCAUCCUUAAUACCAAACACGACUCUAUAAUCAACCAUCUACCUUAUAAGUGCGAUGCUAGUUCCGACUACUCGUAUUUGCGAAUCAAGCCUUAUUUAAUUGAUUUUUUGAAUUGCUUGGAGGAUUACAUACUAUGGAUCUUGCCACCUAACCAACAUGACUUGUUGACGUCGUUGUGGUUUUUACAUGAACUGACUAAUUUAAUUCACAAGUUGCCCAAUUUCACCAAUUCUGAAUUUCAAUAUACGCGAAAUUUAACUUAUGAGACAAUGAUUAAUAGUUGGAUUAUUAUUUUUAAUCAGGAUUUGGCUAAUGAUGAAAUAUAUCAAAUUUUUCAAAAACAAUCUUCAACUGGUGGUGGAACCAACAAACAUCACCAUGAUGGAAAUGAAGAUGACAACGAGGAUGAAGAAGAUGACGAAGAUGAUGAGUUGAUUGAGAAAUUGAGGAUCCAUCAACGAUAUUGUUCUAAAUUCGGACAAAUUAUUGAAAUUUAUCAAGAAAAACUCCAUCAAUAUAAACUAGCCAUGAAUGAACAGUAUAAUAAUGGAUUAGGUGGUGAUUGUGCUGGAGUUGCCGGUAAUGGUGGUGCUGGUGCCGGUACGGGCGGUGGUGUUGUGGGGAACAAUAACGGCAACCACCACCCUCAUCAUCAUCAUCAUCAUGGUGGUGAUGGGUCUAUGGCUACAAAUGCUCGAUUGAAUGAAUUUGUGACUGUUGAUUAUUCACAAUAUUCACUUAACAAUCCGUUUAGGUAG
Lodderomyces margitis is the source of this 1347-nucleotide messenger RNA. RefSeq lists its product as uncharacterized. NCBI's taxonomy places the organism in Eukaryota, Fungi, Ascomycota, Pichiomycetes, Serinales, Debaryomycetaceae. Gene Ontology annotation, cellular component: nucleus. The record is from RefSeq and is a predicted model, not a curated record. The coding region runs from base 1 to 1347 and encodes 448 amino acids. The transcript has a single exon. Gene Ontology annotation, biological process: proteasome localization; nuclear protein quality control by the ubiquitin-proteasome system.